GAUAAAGUAAAAGACUAAAGCAGCUUGUGAAUUUUCUUAGUUGCCAUGGACCCUUGGGGGUCAAUCAAGUGGUGCUGCUGACUCACAGAGGGAAAGACUGAAGACACAUGAAGAAACAACAAGCGACAAGAAGUAACUAAGGACAACAAGGCUUUUAUAAGUAACGGCGCAAGAGAAAUAGAGUGUGGGGCACACAGGGACAGAGACAGUCUUCAGUGUGUUACCUCCACACAGCAGAGAGAGCAACGGACCAGAUUACCAAAGUCCAUCAGGUUAUCAUCUAUCCAUUUAAACGUCAGUCUAGUCAGUGAGGAAGAAGAAGAGACAUGAAGAGACCUCACGACUACAGCUCACCUGACUCAGACACAGACGAGUUCAUUGACGUGGGGCAAGAAGACGGCUACUGCCCAGUCACUGGGUCCAUGUCUCCUGGCAGCGCUUCACAGAUUCUGGCCCGAAAGAAGAGAAGAGGGAUCAUAGAGAAGAGACGCAGAGACCGGAUCAACCACAGCCUGUCAGAGCUCAGGAGGCUGGUACCCAGUGCUUUUGAGAAACAGGGUUCCUCUAAGCUUGAGAAAGCAGAAAUCCUGCAGAUGACUGUGGACCACCUCAAACUUCUGCAUGCCAUGGGAGGGAAAGGUUAUUUCGAUGCAAGGGCUCUAGCAGUCGACUACAGGACCCUUGGUUUCAGAGAGUGUGUAGGGGAGGUGGUGCGGUAUCUCAGCUCUCUUGACGGGGACUCUCCAGACCCCGUAGGAGCCCGCCUGGUCUCCCAUCUUUCCCACUGCGCCAGUGAGCUAGACCCUCUCCUCCUGCAGUCGGCCCCAGCCUCCGCCCUACCCUUCCCUCCUUGGCCCUGGCCAUCCUUCCCUCAAAUCUCCCCAGCCUCACCGGCCUCUCCCUCGCCAGCUUUCCCUCAUGGGCGUAGGGAUCUAGCUCUGCUGGGGAGCUACCCAUCACCCACCUCCCUCCGCCUAACCUCUCUGGCCGGCUGCCAGCAGGGCGCACCACCGCUCCUCACACCUACAGCCCUGGCCACAGUCCACAGGGUGCCCUCCUUGGCAGCAUCCACAGUCCUGGCCCCCUCCAGACCCACCCAGUCCUCUCCUCAUAGUGCCACAAGGGCCUCGCCGCUUCCUAUUCCCACCCCUUCCUCCUCCUCCGCUUCUUCAACCUCCUCCUCCUCUACUUCAUCAUCUUCUGCCUCUCUGCAAGUCUCCUUCAGACCUUUUGCACCUCUGGGGUCUUCCACAGCUCAGCGCAGGGGCUUGAGUGGAUCAGCCAAGUCUGCUCAGGGUUGGGGGACUGAGAUUGGAGCAUUCUGAGAAUGAACUCUGGUUUUUUUUGUCGUCUUUUUUUCUUUUUAAAAUGAACUCUGUAGAGUGGACAUGGAGCUCCUAUGUGCACUGUGUAGCAAAUAUGAUACCUUUGGGGAAAAAGUUUGAAACUUUGAUGAUUUCUCUGCUUUUUGAGGGACUUUAAAAGCCAUAUCAGUCUGUGCGUGAAGUAUGAGAUAUUCACAAUCAAUCAUGUAUAAUGGAAAUAUGAAGGAAAGUAAGGGGAUAGAAUCAAAACAACUGACAUCCAUGAAUUUGUUUGAUACAUAGCAUCAACAGAGCCAUAUAUAUAUAUACGAGCCUCAACACAUGGACGUUGAGUUUUUACUGAUCUUUAAC
Molecule: messenger RNA, 1676 nt
Organism: Notolabrus celidotus (New Zealand spotty)
Lineage: Eukaryota; Metazoa; Chordata; Actinopteri; Labriformes; Labridae
Gene: heyl
Product: hes related family bHLH transcription factor with YRPW motif like
Exons: 5
Coding region: 327-1325 (332 amino acids)
Biological process (GO): regulation of transcription by RNA polymerase II; regulation of neurogenesis; circulatory system development
Cellular component (GO): nucleus
Molecular function (GO): DNA-binding transcription factor activity, RNA polymerase II-specific; protein dimerization activity; RNA polymerase II cis-regulatory region sequence-specific DNA binding
Source: RefSeq, a predicted model, not a curated record